AUGAGUUCGUUUUCACAAGUGCGAGAACAGUCUAUUAACGACAUAUCUCACUCAGACGAAGCCUACAUUAUUGCCAGUAAACACAUGCGCGUUCUGCGACAUGCCAUAACUUGCCAAAGUAACGAAACGUCAAAUCCUUGCCAAUAUUCUGUUUGCAAGGAAAUGCGUUCGCUCCUAGACCAUGCGUUCAAUUGCUCCAACGACAGUGAUUGCACGGUCUCCCACUGUGAUAUCUGCAAGCGACUUAUUGAACACUUGGAUAAUUGCAGCGGUCUCAAUUGUCGUCUAUGCUCCGUUAACAAUUUUUAUCGAAAUCCCAAUAAUGAGAAUUCUCCUAACAAUCACAAUUUGGUUAACGGAAUACAGACGCAUUCUAAUUCUUCCUCUGUUGCUCUAAAUGGAUUUGAUUGGCGAUCGCGAUACGGUUCAGAAAUCCGUGAUCAGCUUGUUCGAUCUUAUGCAGGACAAGUGUUUAACCCGGAAACCUAUAAUGACAGCCGGUCGGAUGUUAUAUUUAGUGUUUUUCAAAAACAGGAAGCUAAAUGCUUUAAAGAAUGUUCUAGUGAGGAUGAAUAUAGGGCCAAGCUGAAGCGUUAUGUUGACCGUCUUCAAAAUGAAUUGAAAAACAAGCUUGAAAAGCACAAUGGCAACUCAAUCUCACCCUCCACAAUAAAAUCAGAACCUGUUGAACAGAUCAAUCCUCGAUCUCAGUCCUCACUGCUUUAUAGUGGUGGUUCGACAGGGUUUACUAGUGGUUCUGCACCUGGAUCUUCUAAUGGAAAAUCUGUUGAAAAUAUGGAUUCUAACGUAAAGCCCAAACCCGAAAGUUCCACUCCAUCGAACGAUGCUGUAUCGUCAGUUAAAACUGAGGAAACAUCUGAUGCUCAAUCCACUUCCAAGCACGAUCCUUCCACUUCAUCUGGACCAUCAUCAAUUGAUCAAAAGCCGUUGCAUUUUUCCAAUGAACGUCGCUGCAUGUGGACAAAAGAACAGCUUCAAAAUGCCUUCCUCCCUCUCGUCAGUAAUAUUUACAACCAGGAGCCCCAUUCCAUCCAUUUUCGUGUUCCUGUGGCCUAUGAGGAGCUUCGGCUCACUGAUUAUCCAUCCAUCGUUCCUAAUCCAAUGGAUCUUUCUACCAUUGAAAAGAAAUUACAGAUUGGUGAUUAUGAGGGUCCCUGGGAUGUAGUUGAUGAUUUCUGGCUCAUGUUUAAUAAUGCUUGGAGGUAUAAUAGGAAGAAUACAAAGAUAUAUAAAGCUUGUACAAAGUUGUCGGAAAUAUUUGAGUCCCUAAUUGAUCCGCUAAUGCGUGAUUUGGGUUUCUGUUGUGGACGUGCUUAUGUUCAUCAUCCUCAUGUUCUCUCCUGUCUUACUGAAAAGUCUUGUAAUAUCAAUCGUGAUGAUGUCUAUUAUAUUUGUGAGACCACGGACAAGGAACAAAAGAAGGAAUUUCUGGACAAGUAUAUUGUUUGCGAUAAGUGCUUCCAAAGUGCCGGAAGCACAAUUACAAUUGACGACCAGAGCUCCCCUGUUCAUCUGGAAAAGAGUCGUUUUAAGAAGCAAGUUAAUAAUACCAUUGUCCACGAGAAAUUUGUUCAUUGUCGUGAGUGCGGUCGCAAGUGGCAUAAAGUUUGUGCCUGCCACAUGGAUGAGAUUUGGCCUAGUGGAUUUGUCUGUGACAAUUGCCGAAAGACCUACAAUAUUCCCAAGGCUUCAAAUCGUUUUACUGCUAAACGUCUCCCUAAGUGCAAGUUAAGUGAGUUUCUUGAAAAGCGUGUGAAUGAUUUUAUGAAAAAAAAUGAGCCUAAUACGAAGGAAGUGACGAUUAGAGUCCUUGCAAGUGGUUAUAAAAGUGUUGAGGUGAAGAAGUACAUGCGAGAAGUAUUUUAUGCUGGUGGCAAAUUUCCGGAGUCCUUUCCCUACAAAACAAAGGCCAUUUUCGCUUUUCAAGAGGUUGAUGGUCAGGAAGUUUGUUUUUUUGGUCUCUAUGUUCAAGAGUACUCUUCUGAUUGCCCUCCUCCGAAUACUCGACGUGUUUACAUAGCCUAUCUGGAUUCGGUCUACUUUUUCCAGCCCAAGCAAUACCGAACAGACAUUUAUCAUGAGAUCUUAAUUGGUUACAUGCACUAUGCGAAGAAACAGGGCUAUGCUAAUGCCCAUAUCUGGGCUUGUCCUCCUGGAGAAGGAGAUGAUUACAUCUUCCACAUGCAUCCAGUGGAUCAAAAGAUACCCAAGCCCAAACGUCUUCAGGAUUGGUAUCGCAAAAUGCUCCAAAAGGGUCACAAUGAACGCAUUGUCUUCGAUUAUAAGAAUAUCUAUGAAGAUGCUUCAGAAACUAAACGCCUUCUACCCACCGACCUCCCUUACUUUGAUGGUGAUCUCUGGCCAAAUACAAUGGAGGAGCUGCUCAAACCCCUCGUUGAAAAUCGUAGAAGACUGAAAGAGGAAGAAGCCGCAGAGGAAUGCGUUGAGUGCGAAGAAGAUUGUGACUCCAAUCAUGGAAGCCUUGAUUGUGACCGAAAACCAGGUAGUGCAGGGAGUGGUAGUGGGUUAAAUGGAAUGGACAAUCGAAAGAAGACCAAGAAGCGCAAAAUCAAGCGAGCUGGUUCCUCUUUGAAUAUUCAUGGAGGUGGAACGAAGCGUAAGAGACUUACCGCUGCAUCAAAUGAAGACACUGAGGCUGAGGUUCAACGUAGACUGGAAGAAAAUCUACAGCGCCAUGCUGAUGCUUUCCUCACGAUUAAUCUCUACAACCCAAACCAAAUUCCUAAUCUCCAGCCUAUUAAAGAUCCUGAUCCCCUUCUUUCAUCUGAACUCAUGGAGUGUCGCGAUUCUUUCCUGAGCCGGGCUCGUGAACGCCAUCUGGAAUUCUCUACUCUCCGAAGGGCUAAAUUUUCUACUCUUACUUUCCUGUAUGAAAUUCAUCAGGAAAAUAAGGAUACAAUAAUCUAUGUGUGCACUGGAUGCAAGGCUGAGACCGAGACGCCAAGAAUUUGCAAGCAAUGCUUGAACUUUUAUCUCUGCGAGGAAUGCUUCAAGACUCGUGGACAUGAUCACCCGAUGACUAGAGUUGUGGUUAGUGAUGAUAGUGCCAACAACGCAUCAGUUCAACAAUCAGAUCGAUUACGAAUGGAAAAAUGUGUGGCGUUGUUGAAACAUACCUCAGUCUGUCGAGAUGCCAAUUGCCGAGUUCCAAGUUGCCGGGAUUUCAAACGUCGUUUGUCGCAUCUGGAAUCACCGCACGACCGAACUAAGUGCAUCCCUUGUCGUCAAAUGCAUAGGAUAAUUGUGGCACAUUCGGCCAAGUGUAAUGAUGCCAAUUGUCUGGUUAUAUUCUGUGCUCAAUUGAAAGCCAUGAAGAAGCAACAAGAAUCACAACAGCGUCUCCGAAAGCUACAAACUCUUCGUCGUAGGCAGAAGACGAUGCAAUGUGCCAACAGCAACAAUAUCCAAACUUCCCAGCAGCCUAACACACCUCAACAGGCGGCUACUAGUGUUGCUCCUUGCACAUCUAAUCCUUCUGUUUCUCAGUCUUCUACAACGACAAAUACAACAGCAUCUCCAACUGUUUUGAGCGGUCCAGGUUCAACAGAUACGCCACAGAGCUUCAACUCACAAUUGUCCAUGGCUUCUCCACAUGUUGUUCCUCGUAAUUCACCACCGAAAUCCACCUCAGUGCCCACUCAUCCCUCAACGCUACAAUACUCCCAUUCUUCUCCUUAUCAAUCCCCAAUGGCGGCAACUGGUUCCAGGUCUAGUGCGUGUAAUCAACAGCCAACCGUGCAGCAACACCACACUCCAACUGAAUUUCAGCAAACACCUGUGGCUUCGUCUUUUGUUCAACAACAGCAGCCUAAUGUCUACCAGCAGCAGAUGCAACAUGCACCACAACUUCAUCAGUCAAAAAGCUAUUCAUCUUCUGGUGACAUUGGCUUUGUUCGACAGCAAAGUAACCCAUCUCAGCCGCCUCAGCAAUUCUAUGAAAAUGGUCAACAACAACGUGGACAUGGCUUCAUGAAUAAUCCAAUGAUGUCUAUGAGUCCUAGACAACAACCGCACUUCCAACCCCAGCAGUCAUCGACAAUGAAUCCUAAUGAAAACAAGGAUAUGUAUACAAUGCAGCAGCAACAACAGCAAGGUUCACUUAAAAGACCAUACUUCAAUGAAGGCGAUAUGUUGGGCCCAAGUGGGAAUAUGUAUAACAAUAACGUCCCUUCCAUGUCUGGUCCUCAGCCUCCUCCUCCAAAGCAAAUGCGAAUGAUGAUGCCAUCACAAUCUCAACAGUCUCAGAUAUCCAGUAUGCAACAGCAGAACAACGCUCAAAUUCUUGAUCAACAGCAACAGACAGCUAUGCAUUGGUCAGGUGGUCAACCUCAGUCUAAUGGUGGCUCUGGCCAGAUCAUACCACCUGCUGUUAACAAGAUGCCUCUUCAACCACCCCAUCAAAUUGUUCAUGGAAUUCCUCCCAACCAAACUUCCCCUUCUCAGGCUCAUUUAAUGAAUUCUUCGGCCGUCCAGGCUCCUAAUUCUGUUGAGGUUGAAACAGUCAUCUCCGCUAGACGAAACUUCACUAAUGAUAUGGAUUUCAACACCUGGCUGCACCAAAAUCCGCAAUUUAUUCCCGCUUGGAAUUACGUUCGAAAUCAACAGCAGCAGCAUCAGAAAGGGAUAGUGCAGUCAAAACCACCCCUCCAGUAUGCUCAGUCUCAGCCUAUGCCAGUUUCGCAAAAUCAGUCUCAACAACAGCAGAUGAUGAUGCGAGGUGGUGGUCCUGGUCCUGGAGGGUAUGCAAACAAUAUUCCUCCCCAAAGACUGAUGCCGCAACAACAAGUUCCAGGUCAAGUAACAAUGCCUAAUUCCUCCUGGCAGCAGCAAAUGCAACAGUCGGGUCCACCCCAGGAAUCUUGGGGUAUACGUCAGCCUUGCUAUGCUCCUCCUCAAGGCGGUAAACUCCCCUACGGCCAGAAUCCCCAGCAGCAACAAAUGGUCCCAAACAACCCCUACCCUGUACAACAACAACAGCCGGGUGGCUUCCCUUCCCACCGUUAUGCUUCCCCUCUUCCACAUGGAAAUAAUCCACCUCCUGGAGUUAUGCUCAGGCCUCCUGUGCCGUCGAAUCGAUUCCCCGGCCCGCCUCUUUCGCCAAGGUCGCAGCAAACUCCCAUGUAUGUUUCUCCCCAGCAAGGUCCACCCCAGCAGCAACAAAAUUCAAUGAUGCUCUCCCAACUUCUAGUGCAACCCCAUCCUCAAUCGCAGAGGCUGCAGGAUGGAGUUCUGCCGCAUCAGCAGCACCAACCCUUACCGUCUCAACAACCACCGAUCCCCCGAUAG
This is a messenger RNA of Rodentolepis nana, 5328 nucleotides long. The record is from the annotation of a GenBank genome assembly. Lineage: Eukaryota; Metazoa; Platyhelminthes; Cestoda; Cyclophyllidea; Hymenolepididae.